CUCCACAGACCAACAGCACUAUUUGACAUGGCCUCCAAGACCGUACUGUGUGUUCUGCUGCUGACGGCUCUUGUGCUCACCGUCUGUGCUGACCCGGCCAAUAUCGGCACGUGCAUCCGCAACUGUGCGCAGUGCAAGAAAAUGUUCGGCUCUUACUUCGAGGGCCAGCUGUGCGCCGACUCCUGCCUCAAGUUCAAGGGCAAGCUGAUACCGGACUGCGAGGACGUAGCGUCCAUCGCUCCCUUCCUCAACAAGUUCGAGUAGAGCUGCUGGAGAUCUGGAGCCUUGGAGUCUAUGGAGCCAAGAAGACGUCUCUUACUGUGCUACCGCUUAGGUGCUAAAAGCAACCCAUAUAGCUAAUGUAAGCGUGUGAUGUAUUACUGUCAAAGGUUGCUUUGUAAGUAA
Messenger RNA from Homalodisca vitripennis (glassy-winged sharpshooter), 405 nucleotides. Its product is annotated as eclosion hormone-like. The record is from RefSeq and is a predicted model, not a curated record. Gene Ontology annotation, molecular function: ecdysis-triggering hormone activity. The transcript is spliced from 2 exons. The coding region runs from base 28 to 264 and encodes 78 amino acids. Gene Ontology annotation, biological process: neuropeptide signaling pathway; ecdysis, chitin-based cuticle. NCBI's taxonomy places the organism in Eukaryota, Metazoa, Arthropoda, Insecta, Hemiptera, Cicadellidae.